CCCGUCAGAGAGCGCCUUUAUUUUGCCAGCUGUCGGUAUCACUGCUGAUUUUUUAAUCUGUUUUUCAGCAUGGCAGCGAACGAGAAACGGGAUUUGGUCCAUCAAAACGCUAUUCACGUUGAGACGAUCCGGAAAGAGCAAAGACACCAGAAACUCCACACGGAAUUCAGCAUCAACCCAUACAGGAAAUUGCAUGUCCUGCCAGACAAACCCAUGUCUAGGAAACCAACAGAAGUGAUUGCAGACAACACUGACUUUAUCGAGGCCUUCCACAAGGCGCGCCAGGAGCCUACCAAGAAAUAUAAAAUGCCACAGACUGAGAAUCAGGAGAUAGGAUGGGUGUCAACUCCACUGAUCCCAUCAAACCGCAGCGACAAGAGAUUCAAUUUCUACAGAGUCAUCUCGGACAUCACCGGACACAAAGAAUCUGCUCUGCGUUCAUCAAAUUAGACCAAGACAGAAAGAAUGUAAAUCUAGAAAAAGUGAGCAGCUAUGUUCAGAUUUUUUAAUCAUACAAAGUUGUCAUCGCCAGAAGCUGCCCUUUUUCAUUUCCAUCUUAGCAAGCUAAGAAAAACACUUGCAGGGGAAACAUUUACACAGGUCUAUACGAAGCACACUUGUCCAUCGCAUACUUAUCAUAUUAAUGUGGGGAAAGGGCAAAACUAACAGCUGCUCAAUAUUAUAAAAUGUCAUGUCACAUGGGAGAGAAAUGAGUCAAGGAGCUGAGCUAGAAAAAAGAAGACACUAAACACUCUGGAGCACACAGCAUAAAUUAGAUGGCAAGAAGGUUGGUGUAGAUAUUGAGGUGUGAUCACGGAAAGUUGCUUUAAAACCACUUUAUCAAAUAGGUAUAGAGAGACAUAAUUAUGUCCAUAGAACAUAAAAACUGGUCUAUAAUAAAGAACAGACUUUUAUUUCCGUAACAUUCAGAUACUCUUUUUUUUGGAACACUACUUUGUGGUUUGGGUAGCUCUAUGUAGUCCACUCUUGGGUUUACCAUUUCUGCACCCGUCAUGUCCUUCAUACGGCUUCCUAUAUGUAGAUGGCAGAAGGUGUCUCUGUCUGUGGCUUGAAGGGUCCCUCCAUAUCAAUCCAGACAUUUACUGAAGGCAUAUAGUACAAAAAGUGUAGAAUAAAAGCCCAUGUUCUCCUAAAUGGCUCCUGAAGUAUAUGGAUGAGAGACUGGGGAGCAAGUGGGCAGAUCCUGCCUAGAAGAAAGGUUUAAAUCCAACCUAUUGACCUGCCUGUGACAGUUUUUAUGAGCGAGACUUCAUCUUCUUGCGUACCGACUUGCCUGGGCGUUUCUGAAAAACAAAAUGGAAAAAACUGAGCUUCUCUCAAUAAAGAGCACUAUGUUUUGUUAAAUAAUUUUCUUUGGCAAAUUGUCAACAUUUAUUAAAUCAAGUCAGCAGUG
Molecule: messenger RNA, 1414 nt
Organism: Micropterus dolomieu (smallmouth bass)
Lineage: Eukaryota; Metazoa; Chordata; Actinopteri; Centrarchiformes; Centrarchidae
Gene: cfap144
Product: family with sequence similarity 183 member A
Exons: 4
Coding region: 70-450 (126 amino acids)
Cellular component (GO): ciliary base
Source: RefSeq, a predicted model, not a curated record